UUGCGGUUGCGGCCGGAAGAGAGAGAGAGAGAGAGAGAGAGAGAGAGAGAGAGAGAGAGACGAGAGGAGUCGAGAGAGAUUCCGCCACCGCCAACCUCCGAUGCCGCCGCCGCCGCCGGGCAUGACCCUCUGCCGCCUCCCCACGGCCACCCUCGGGCUCCCCCUUUCUCUUCCUUGUUUGCUGUCUCGUCCCCGCCUUUCCCUCGCCGCACGUCGCGCCAGGGCCGUCGCCGCCAGGGCCUCCUCCUCCUCCUCCUCCUCCUCCUCCUCCUCCUCACCGGACUCGUCCUUCGGCUCACGGAUGGAGGAAUCCGUCAAGAAGACAGUGGCCGACAACCCCGUAGUCAUCUACUCCAAGUCAUGGUGCUCAUAUUCCAUGGAGGUGAAGGCGCUCUUCAAGAGGAUCGGCGUGCAGCCGCACGUCAUCGAGCUCGACCAUCUCGGCGCUCAAGGACCACAACUACAAAAGGUGUUAGAGAGGCUGACUGGACAGUCUACUGUUCCUAAUGUUUUCAUCGGUGGAAAGCAUGUUGGUGGCUGUACAGAUACUGUGAAGCUGCAUCGCAAGGGUGAGCUAGCUAGCAUGCUGUCGGACCUGGAUAUCGACAUUAACAACUCAUGACAAGAUGGAGUGUGGUUUGCGGAGUUGAGGCUUGAGAAACUCGGGUAUCGAGUUAUUUAGCCUUUUACAGAUCCACUAUGUUUUGGUAUGGCAAAACUGGUGCCACUUACACAUUUUUUGUUCGGUAUAACACCUAGUAAGUCACGGAACUUGACCAGUGUAUGCAAAUUGCAAAUACUGUGUUUGCUGAGCAA
Messenger RNA from Panicum hallii, 816 nucleotides. Its product is annotated as monothiol glutaredoxin-S10-like. NCBI's taxonomy places the organism in Eukaryota, Viridiplantae, Streptophyta, Magnoliopsida, Poales, Poaceae. Gene Ontology annotation, cellular component: cytoplasm. Gene Ontology annotation, biological process: cellular response to oxidative stress. The coding region runs from base 101 to 622 and encodes 173 amino acids. Gene Ontology annotation, molecular function: glutathione disulfide oxidoreductase activity. The record is from RefSeq and is a predicted model, not a curated record. The transcript has 5 exons.